Bursaphelenchus okinawaensis is the source of this 3544-nucleotide messenger RNA. NCBI's taxonomy places the organism in Eukaryota, Metazoa, Nematoda, Chromadorea, Rhabditida, Aphelenchoididae. The record is from the annotation of a GenBank genome assembly.
AUGAGCAGAAGUAUGAGUUUGGAGUCUCAACUGUACGAAGAUCUUCUCUUUGACUACAUUAAAAUACCAAGACCGGUCAAAAACUCUAGCGAUGUUUUGGUGGUCGAUGUUGGGGCUAGCUUGAUCAGGAUCAUUGAUGUGGUGGGUUUUGAAGGAAAAUGUCUCUUUUUCAGUUGACUUUUUUUGUAAAAUACGGCUUUACCAGAUUUUGAAAUUUAAUGUUUAGUUACAAUUCAGUAUCUAUUUCUUUUUUUCCUUUCAUAUGUUAAUUACGACACGUAAAAAUGUAAAUUUCAGGACGAAAAAAAUCAAAUUUUGACGACCAAUCUCUGGCUGGACAUGGUAUGUUCUUAGACAAUUUUAUAUCAAUAAUGUUAUUGAUAAAUAAAAAAGUAUAUUUCUGACGUUUAGAAAUGGGUAGACGCCAAACUAAAAUGGGAUCCACAAAAGUAUGGUGGUAUCACUGCGCUACAUAUACCAUCAGACAUGAUUUGGACUCCUGAUCUUGUGUUAUACAACAAGUAAGUUCUAUUCUUUAUUCAGGUGUUCUACUACAUUUGGUAGACAGUGGUACUUUUGUAUAACAAAAAUUCUUUAUAACAAACAACUUGUGUUAAUCUCCAAGUGAUUCGUUAUACAGGAGUUCUAUUUUUGGUAGACAGUGAUAACGAACGUCUUGUAUAACAAAAAAUCCUGUAUAACGAAAAAAUUCCUAAUAUCUAAGGGGUUUGUUAUACAGGAGUCUUACUGUAUUUUAAACUUGAAAACAAAAGUUUUUACUUUCAAAAUUUGUUUUCUAAAUUUUCCAGUAAUAAGGUCUAGAAAAGUGCAAAAAUUAAAUAAAAGUGCACAUUUUAGUGCCGCCGGAGACCCAGACAUAACAAUAAUAACAGACGCAUUGGUAUCGUAUGAUGGCAGGGUAUUCUGGCAACCACCAGCUAUUUAUAAAAGCUUUUGUCCGGUAAGUGUUAGGUUGUUCAGAUAAUUCUGUGCUUUCUUAAUCUGAAAAUUUUCGUUGAGAAGAAGCUCAGAGUUAUUUGAACAAGUUAUUAUAAAUUUUUUUGGCUCAUAUUUAUUUGGGUCACCUAAUGUAAUAUAUAAGACACUGUGAAUGUGAUUGAAAUGACAUAAAAUUUUUUUUUGUAAAAUACGAUGCUAUUACCGUGUUAAUUAGUAGGUAAAUCCAAAAAUAUAACAACUUGUAAAUGUACUGUUUAGAUUGACGUUACCUGGUUCCCUUAUGACUUACAGAACUGUAAUAUGAAGUUUGGUGCUUGGUCGUAUACGGGUUUUUACGUGGAUUUGCGACAAGUAAAUGACAAUGGCAGUGCUGUUGAGAUAAAGGAAAAUGGCAUGGAUCUCAGCUUUUUUUACAAGUAAGUUUUCUCAGUUAUUGUAGUUUAAUGUUAUUGAUUUUCCUGUUAUUGCCAACCUAAUAAAAAUUACAAAAUUUUAAAAGUUAGAAAAAAGGUUAAAAAACGUGAUUUAAAUUACGGUUUUGUUAGAUAUGAAUUAAUAUAUAAACUUUAUUUUUAAUGUAAAAUACGUGUUGAAAUACUUAUCUUUUUAAAUAAAUAUUCAAUUGAGUCUCACCUUCUAAAACCUGAUUUCAGAUCAGCAGAAUGGGAUCUUUUGUCGCUUCGAUCCGAGCGACAUUCAGUAUUAUAUGCGAGUUGUUGUGGCCCAGAGAAGUACGUUGACAUCACGUACUAUUUUGUACUACGAAGAAAGACUUUAUUCUUUACGUGUAAUCUGAUCGUGCCGUGCUUUUUGAUUUCAUUCUUGACAACUUUUGUAUUCUUGUUGUCGCAUCACAAGAUCACAUUCUCUAUCUCCAUACUGGUUACUCUUACUGUGUUCUUCUUGGUAAGUUGGUGAAGAGGGGCAUCGUUGAAGAGGGAGGAUCGGAAGAUCGGAAGACGGUGUGUGCGGGGGGGUGAUAAAAUACGUCGACAUAUCUACACAAAAUAAAUUUUGUUUUAAUUAAAAAAAUUUGCAAAGAAUUUAAUAGAUGAUGUGCACUUACUCAGCCUUUUAUAUAACUUUACAUUAUUUUAGGUAUUGAUUGAUAUAAUGCCGCCGACAAGUUUGGUAAUACCAAUGUUUGGUCGAUAUUUGAUCACCACUAUGAUACUGGUCGCUCUAUCUACUAUUGUAUCUGUAGUUACAGUAAACUUCAGGUUCCGAAGUGGAGCUGCUCACAUUAUGUCGCCAUGGACGAAGACAGUGUUUUUGAAGCUUUUACCAAAGUAAAUUUUAAUAUUACACUGUAAAUGAAAAUAUUCAGCCUACUAACAAAAAAAGACGUAUUUUACUCCGUAAAAGUAAAAAAUUUUAAUUUUUUCAAAAUUAUAAAAUUUUAAAUUUUAAUUUUUCAAAAUCUCAAUAAUAAACCUCCAGGCUCUUAUUCAUUAAACGACCAGAAAAAGUGGAACGACCAGUUCGUCGUCCGUCUGCCGUUCCUCACGUUGCGACCGAAUUAUUCGCUGGAGCUGCCAAUCUCUUCGGCCCCUCAAGCAGUUUGCCAAAGACAAAGUUAAGUAGUAAAGAGGUACGAGAUUACCUCAGUAAACGACCAUCAAUGGCACCACCCAGCUAUCUACAUUGUCGUACGCCAUCAAUCGGGUACUCAGCUGACAGUUUGGAAGCGAUAGUACCGCUCAAAAUGAUGAGUACUUCUUUCAAUGGUCCUAUUAAGGAUCAGAAUUGCUUAGUUACGGUAGGUUAUGAGUUCAAUUUGAUUUUGAUUUUAAAAAGUAUAUUUAAAAAGCUUUUAUUUAAGGCUUUAAAGUUUAAACUCAAAAUUUGAAAAAAUUUCGAAAUUUUAAAAAUUUUAAAUUUAAAAAAAUGAAGUUAUUGCUUCAGGACGCAAUGCCGACGAUCCCAAAAGUAAUGAAUGGUACUCAUUCCCUACCUCACUCUAUAAAUAGACAUGCCAAUCGACAACAAGUACAACAACAGGCAAAAGAUGAAGAUUAUGAAAAGACGAGAAAAAAAGUGAAUGACUUGAUAUUAGCCAAACUUCUACAACAAGUUAAACUGAUCGCUGAACAUUUUCGACGGAAUCAAGAGGAAAUGGAGGUAAGGCGGUGGUUUUAUAGGGCUGUGAGUGGGGUUAAGCUGGGGAGGGGGUGGAGCCCCAAAAUUUUCUGUGAAUCGAUUUUUCAAAAUGUUUUUUACGUACCUACUGGUGCAAUUCUUUUUGGAUUGGCUCUGGGGAGGGGGUGGAACUAGCUCCUUUAAAAAUUUGUUGAUUUUUGAGAGGCUUUUUGCUGCAGAACGUCAACUUUUAUAAUAGAUAACAGAUUUUACAAAUAAAAGCUAAACCAUUGUACUUUAGAUAUCAGAUGACUGGGUGUUUGUGGCCACAGUGCUUGAUCGUCUAUUCUUAUGGAUCUUCGGGCUGAUGAAUGUCGCCACAUUGUGGAUAAUCUUAGAAUCCCCGUCAUUAUACGACGACAGAGAGCCUCUGAAUAUCUCUGUACCUACGAAACCAUUAGGACAAGCAGACGUGUACAGUAUUCUCAACAACAAAUUUCGUUAG